CACGAGGUCAGCUGACUGUGAGCCAUCAAAAAGCACCAGCAGAUCCCUCCGCCUGCAUUGCGGUCACCAGACUUUACCGAGAAACACGAAAACCGGACGGAAAACGGCGCAGUCAUGCUGCUAACUCUGCUUUUUAUUUCCACAGCUGUGGCGACUCCUCUGCUGGGCACUGAGCAGUGUGCUCGUGGUCCUCCAUACUGGUGUCAGAACGUGAAGACGGCGUCUCUCUGCGGGGCUGUGCCUCACUGCCAGCAGAACGUGUGGAACAAGCCCCAGAUGAAAACUGUACCAUGUGACCUGUGUAAAGAGGUCUUGAUGGUGGUGGAACAACUGCUGAAGGACAAUGCAACUGAGGCUGAGAUUCUUGGGUACCUGGAGAAGGCCUGUCAGCUCGUCCCUGAACAGAGCCUGACUGCUCAGUGCAAGGAGCUGGUGGAUAACUACUACCCCAUCAUAUAUGGGAUUAUUGCCGGGGAACUGGAUGAUCCUAGUGUUGUGUGCGGAGCUCUGGGGCUGUGCACGUCUCAGCAGAUGGCCCUGGCCAAGCUUUAUGCUCAGGAGGAGCUCAUGUCGAAUGAAAUCCCCGGGGCUGACCUUCCAGAACAGAUUGCUCCUUUCCUCCUCAAUGUUCCUGGGCUCCUGUUUCCUCAGGAGAACCUCGAGCAGGAGGAACCUCCAAAACAAGAAGCUUCAAAGCAGAACAAUGACGUGUGUCAGGACUGCAUCAAGCUCUUGACCGAUGCUCAAGCAGAGGCCAAGUCCAACUCCUCCUUUGUCGACGAUAUGAUUCAGAAAAUCGAAGACCAGUGCGACUUGCUGGGACCGGGCAUAUCUGAUAUGUGCAAGCAGUAUGUUGGGCAGUAUGGGGCUGCGGUGGUUCAGCAGCUCAUGUCCAUGGAUCAGGGACCACAAGACAUCUGCGAACGUGCCGGUUUCUGCAACUCUGUGGAGAGUUCUGUUCCCAUGCUGAAGCUUGAGAAAGCCAAGAAGGUCCCUGCUGCCAAAAUGAUGCCUGCUGCCAAGCUUUUCCCUGCCACCAAGGUGGAGUCUGCUGCCAGGCCGAUGGUGCGUGUUCGUGAGUCCCCGACAUGUGCAAUCUGCGAGUAUGUGAUGAAACAGCUGGAAUCGAUGCUGGAGGAUCAAGCAACGGAGGAGGAGAUCAUUCACGCCGUGGAGUCCGUGUGCUCAGUUCUGCCCUCCUCUCUGACUGCCCAGUGUAAGGACCUCGUUGAAACGUACGGACAGGCCAUUAUUGAGCUGCUGGUGCAGCAAGCCGACCCCAAGACUGUGUGCACAAUGCUCGCACUCUGCAACGGUGCCAGCCGUACAUUUGUCCCUGCACUGGACCAGCCUCGGUUUAAGGCCGGCGGCUACUGUGAAGUUUGCAAAAUGGCUGUUAAUUACAUCGACGGCAUUUUGGAGAAGAAUGCCACAGAGGCAGAGAUCGAAGAAGCUGUGAAGAAAGUAUGCAGCUUCCUCCCCGACGCUUACAGGACGGAGUGUGACCAGCUGAUUGAACAGUAUGAGCCAAUGCUUGUCCAGCUGUUGCUUCAAAUGCUUGACCCAAACUUUGUGUGCUUAAAACUGGGAGCAUGCACUGAAGCUAAGCCUAAGCUGCUGGGAACAGAGCAGUGCUCCUGGGGACCUGCGUUCUGGUGCAAGAACAUGGAAACAGCAACUCGGUGCAACGCUGUGGCUCACUGCAAACGUCAUGUGUGGCUUUAGAGGACAACAUUCUGACUACUUGGGAAAUAAAUAAAAUACUGUAGUGCUGCUUUCCACUUUGUUUCUGUCUAAUAGGCUAAAAAGCUGCAGUGUUUGAUUAAAUUAACUUUGAUAUUUUGAAUGAUGCGGUGGAAAGGGACUAGCGUUUGGUUUUGUUUUUUGUUGUUAAUUUUGUUUCCUCUGUUGGGGGAGUGCUUACAAUAUGUCCCACUGUUUUGAUUUGCAUCAGUUGAUUUGUACUUUUGUGUCGCUUGAAAUUUUUGGCAAUCUAAACAAAUCUUGUCUUCAUGUUUUUAGGAAGUUGACAGAACAUCCUGGAUGAUGUUCUAAUGGGUUACAAGACCCCCUCCAAACCUGACAUUAAUAAAUCAUUUUAGAAACCGAUCAUAAACAGAAGACCUUCAGUAUGAUGACGAGCGUUCUUUUAUAAUAUGACCCUUGAACAAACACAUUUUGUAGACAUUGCUUUUGUUUUAUUGAGGGGAUAUGGAGAGAAUAUCCCACUGUUCGUACUCCUCUUCCUGUCUAUAUUUUUAAUGCACAAAGAAUCUUGAAAUCAAUGUCUGUUUAAUGCUCUGCCAAUUUUCAUUUGGUCUGUGAAUUUAACAAAUAAAAUUUUUCAAAAAAA
Nematolebias whitei (Rio pearlfish) is the source of this 2353-nucleotide messenger RNA. It is a transcript of the gene psap, whose product is annotated as prosaposin. Gene Ontology annotation, biological process: sphingolipid metabolic process. The coding region runs from base 115 to 1725 and encodes 536 amino acids. Gene Ontology annotation, cellular component: lysosome. The transcript has 15 exons. The record is from RefSeq and is a predicted model, not a curated record. NCBI's taxonomy places the organism in Eukaryota, Metazoa, Chordata, Actinopteri, Cyprinodontiformes, Rivulidae.